AUGAAUGGACCACUGAUGCAGUACAAGAAACUGAUUGAGGAGGGGAAACUGCAGCACGAUCCUAACCAGGAAAGGAUUGCGUUGGCAUUAGAAAAUUUGCUUGGGAGACUGGAACAAUAUGAAAAAGAUAUGGAGGGAUAUCAUGUAAACCUAGCCAACUGGGAGAAGAAAAGAGAGAAUGAGAGGCGCAAGAUAUUGAUGGAGGAAGCUGAGCUGAAGCAGCAGGGGGACUUGUGGGGUUCAGUUAACAAGCAUCAGAAUAAAAUUUUGGAAAGAUGGAUGUUUCGGAAAAAACCCAAAAAUGUAGAACCAGGAGUGGGGAAAUGGGUUUCAUACCUUAACCGAGAAAGGAAGUUGGAUUCUCUUGUUGGUCAGCGUCCAACUGCUCCUCCAGCCCCAAAAGGACUCUAUAUAUAUGGCAACGUUGGAAGUGGAAAAACCAUGCUUAUGGACAUGUUUUAUUGUGGCACUGAAGGAAUUGUUAAACUUCGACGAAGGUUUCAUUUUCAUGAGGCUAUGCUAAAAAUUAAUGAACAUAUGCAUAGGUUAUGGAAAAAUCAAGUGGAGGAAAAUUCUUUGCAAUCUAGCAUAUCUAAUUGGAUCACGAGUCUUCCAUUUGAUAUGAAAGUUAAGGAAUGGGUAGCUGCAGAAGAAAGAUAUAAGCAGGAUGUUCAGAUUAAAAACAUUCUUCCUGCUGUAGCGGAUAAGUUUCUUGUGGAGCAGCAUGCAGAACAAAGAGGGGCCAGUGUUCUUUGCUUUGAUGAGAUACAGACUGUGGAUGUAUUCGCUAUUGUGGCCUUAUCUGGAAUUUUAAGCAGAUUGUUGAGUACUGGAACUGUUCUUGUGGCCACAAGUAAUAGAGAACCACAUGAUUUAAAUCAGGAUGGCAUGCACCGGGAGUUAUUCCAAAAAUUUGUUUCAAAAUUGGAGAAGCAUUGUGAGAUUAUUGCAAUUGGAAGUGAAAUCGAUUACCGUCGCCUUAUAGCACAAAGAUCUAUAGACCAGGUUCACUACUUCUGGCCCUUGGAUGGCAAUGCUCUAAGGGCAUUUGAGACAACGUGGGAACAAGUCACAAUCCAGUUGGGAGGAAAAAUCACAUCCCAUACCAUCCGGGUGAUGUUUGGGAGAACAUUGGAAGUUCCUCAAAGCUGUAAUGGAGUGGCACGGUUAACAUUCGAGUAUCUAUGUGGUCGCCCGGUGGGUGCAGCAGAUUAUAUUGCAGUAGCACAAAACUAUCACACUGUUUUCAUCUCCGACAUUCCAGUAAUGAGUAUGCGAAUUCGUGACAAGGCACGUAGGUUUAUCACCCUAAUUGAUGAGCUAUACAACUAUCAUUGCUGCCUUGUCUGUUCUGCGGCUUCUUCUAUUGAUGAUUUAUUUCAAGGAACUGAAGAGGGUACACUUUUUGAUUUGGAAAGUUUUCAGUUUGAAACAGAGAUAGAGGGAGGGAAACUUCGCCAAAAUGUUUUAGCAGAAGGCUCUGUGAGUUCAGGUGGUGCACCUGCUGGUAUAGUUUCCAUGCUAUCUGGACAAGAAGAGAUGUUUGCCUUCCGCCGAGCAGUCUCUCGCUUGAUUGAAAUGCAGACACCUCUAUACCUGGAAGGAGUUCAUUCUCUUCAUCCAUUUUUCCAAAGCAAAAUCAAGAGUAUGUAAAUAGUCAUGCAAUUGCCUUCACAAUCCCAAUUAUUGAUCAAGAGGAAUAAAUUCAUUGUACUUACAGGGACCCCUUUCAACCCUGGGUACAAAAUAACGAACAAAGCUUACCCUUUCUCAUCUUAUAUUAAUUUUAUUCUGUUAUGAUUUAACCAAUUUUAAUUGGUUAUUAUUGAGGAUGGAUGCUGGAAAUGUCUUGUAAGAUAAGAUUACAUCAAUAAAAAUUGAUGAUAUUCUUUUCGAAGCUACAUCUAUUGUAUCGUUAUUCAUAUAGUAGUAAGUGACAAGUUGAUAUCUGAAAUCAGUACAAGAUUCAU
Molecule: messenger RNA, 1970 nt
Organism: Pistacia vera
Lineage: Eukaryota; Viridiplantae; Streptophyta; Magnoliopsida; Sapindales; Anacardiaceae
Product: putative ATPase N2B
Exons: 14
Coding region: 1-1653 (550 amino acids)
Cellular component (GO): cytoplasm; mitochondrion
Molecular function (GO): ATP hydrolysis activity; ATP binding
Source: RefSeq, a predicted model, not a curated record